Messenger RNA from Triplophysa dalaica, 635 nucleotides. RefSeq names its product x globin (gene xgb). NCBI's taxonomy places the organism in Eukaryota, Metazoa, Chordata, Actinopteri, Cypriniformes, Nemacheilidae. Bases 1 to 615 code for a protein of 204 amino acids. Gene Ontology annotation, molecular function: heme binding; oxygen binding. The record is from RefSeq and is a predicted model, not a curated record. The transcript is spliced from 5 exons.
AUGGGCUGCGCGAUCUCUGGAUCCGAUCUGACGGCAGCAUCAGGACCGCACGAGAGGAGACACGCAGAUGAGCAUCAUCAGACUCCAGCGCAACUCACACAACAUCAGAUUCACAUCAUCAAAGAGUCCUGGAAAGUUAUCCAAGAGGACAUCGCCAAAGUGGGAAUCAUCAUGUUUGUCCGGUUGUUUGAGACUCAUCCGGAGUGUAAGGAUGUGUUUUUCCUCUUUCGUGAUGUGGAGGAUCUGGAGAGAUUACGCACCAGCAGAGAACUCCGAGCUCACGGCCUCCGGGUGAUGUCGUUCAUCGAGAAGAGUGUGGCCAGACUCGAUCAGUCUGAUCUCUUACAGACGCUGGCGCUGGAGUUGGGCAGAAGUCAUUAUCGGUAUAACGCCCCUCCAAAGUAUUACGGGUAUGUCGGGACAGAGUUUAUUUGUGCUGUGCAGCCCAUUCUGAAGGAGAAAUGGACGCCUGAACUGGAACAGGCCUGGAAGACACUGUUCCAGUACGUCACACACAUCAUGAAGGACGGUUAUCUGGAAGAAGAGAAAAACAAACGCAACCAUGCGGUGACAUCCACCAAAGAAAGACCAGACAAGAGACAGACGGCCAUCUGAAGCCCUCACACAUUCUCACU